AUGGAAGUAGGGAAUAACUUUGAUGUUAAAGAAGAACCAUUUAAUCCAGAUGAAGAUGAACCAGAUGAUUUGCCUUUAAAUGAAGAUGAAAAUUACGAAAAUUUCGUUGAAAAUGAAGAACAUAAGUCCCAAUCCAAAGGAGGCAACAAUGUCAUGUCUCUUGUGCAGCUGACAACUCCUCCUUCAUGUAAACAAAACCGCAUUGUAGGAGCUCAAGGAAAGUGGAAAAUUGCUAAAGAAAAGAAACAAUAUAACUGUAAAACAUGCAAGUAUAAAUUCACCAGUAAAACAUGGCUUAUCAAACAUGAAAGGAUGCAUGAAAAUAUGGAUAACAAAGCCAAACUGUAUAAAUGUGAAAUUUGUAGGAAGGAAUUUGCUCAGAAGAUAAUCUACCAUGACCAUAUGGCAGCACAUGCAGGGAAAAGACCCUAUGUAUGUGAUAGAUGUGGCAUGGACUUCACAUGGUAUAGAGCCUUCUACAGACACCAGCAGCAUCACAAGACAGGUGGUAAAGAUUUCUCCUGUCAUCUAUGUCAAAGAAGAUUCAAUAAUAAUUGGAAUCUCUCUAGACACCUUAAAGACAUACAUCAGUCAAAACAAACAUUUAAAUGUGGUUUAUGUGAAGAACUCUUUGAAAAGAAAAACUUGUACCAGAUGCACAUGAAAGCUCAUGAUCGAGCGGAAAGAGACAGAAGGAAAAAAAUUGGUAUCGUAAGUGAAAGGGUGAAACAAAAACAUUUAAAACUUUCAAAAGUAGUUCGUACUAUGAUGCAGUCCCAAUUGGAAAACAAAAACAAAGUAAUUGAUAAUGGGGAUAUCAUGUCUAAUAAUGACAACAUUUUAGCCUCAGAAUUGAUAGAAAAGAUCUCGGAGAACAUAGGUGAAGAGGAUACAAAUGUUCCUUGUGAUGUAGACAAUAAUAUUGAAAUUUCUCAAAAAAUAUCUGAACCUGAAAGUGCAGCUGACGACUGUUUUGUUGAUGCAGCUGCUACCAAUGGAAGCAGACAUACAGAUAUUGUCAUAAAGCCUUCAAUAGUAAGAAAUCAAAAGCUAAGUCGUCAACUGUUUCCUUGUGAUAUUUGCGGAAAACAUGUUUAUCAUUUGAAUGUUCACUUGCGAAUCCACAGUGGUGAGAAGCCAUUUACAUGUUGCUUAUGCGACAAAGAUUUUGCUCAACGAGAGGCACUGAAAAUUCAUUACAGGUCUCAUACAGGGGAGAAACCUUUCGCCUGCAAUACAUGUGGUAAAAGAUUUGCAACCAGAGGCCUGCAAAAGGAUCACGCUUUAGCUCAUAAAGGGGACAAGCCCUACCAGUGCAAUGUCUGUGAUGCUCGGUUCUCAUGGAGAGGCGCUCUCAGUAGACAUAAGCAACUUCAUUCAACUGGACCUAAACCACACGCAUGUUCUGUUUGCACUUUCGAAUGUAGGAGAAAGCAUGAUCUUUUAAAGCAUGAAAAGACACAUUUGUAUGACAAUAAUCGUUAUAAGUGUGAUUUUGAAAAUUGUACAGCUGUUUUCUCUAACAAGAAACACUUUAUAAAACACAAAAAGAUACAUAAAGGUUCCAGAUUGUAUGAGUCACGCCCAGACGUCCAAAUUAUCAAAAUGCAAACGGCCAAGUAUGCUGACAACACCGAACAAAUUGAAUCCAGCAUAAAUGAUAUGGCAGACACAGUUGAAAUAAAAGAAGAACCAUUUGAAGAUUGUGUGGAUGAUAAUAACGCUGCUCUUGACAGAAAUAAGUCCGGUACAGCUAGUAUAUAUAUAAGAAGAAAAGAAGGCCAGGUAGAGACGUUGGUAACCAACGCAAUAGAAACACAUCCAGAUUCUGGCAAGCUUCGUUAUACCAGAGGGGAAAAAUUGCAUUUAAAUCCUGACUUGCAACUUUUGCUAAGCAAGAAGAUUAAUGAGAAGAAACACAUCCAAACGCGUAUUACUGACACUCGGUCAUCAUGCGAAUCUUUAAAAUCAAAUUUUGAAAGUCACAUACCCCUGAAACAAACACCAAGUGCUCAUGUGGUCGAUCACUUCAACUAUAGGAAAAAUCAGGUGACAGUCUCGAUGGAUGCCGUUAUCGAAAAUGAUUGUGAGGACACGAAGAUCUUUGACGACCCCAUAUCUAGCAACAAUAUAGUCGGUUGUGAAGUUUGUGGUAAAUCUUUGAACAUAUCUUACUACCAUAUUCAUGUGCGAAAACAUGUUGAAGAAAUGGCCCACAAAUGUGACAUAUGUAAAAAGUCGUUCUCAAGGAAAACAGACCUGAUAGUACAUUCCAGGGUUCAUACAAAUAUCAGACCGUUUAAAUGUACGAUUUGUCCCAAGGCAUUCAAAGUUAAAAGUUUAUUGGAAGAUCAUGUCAGAUCGCAUGAUGGAAUUAAACCGUAUGUAUGUAGUCUUUGUGAUGCAUCAUUUGCAUGGCGGUGUGCGUUACAUCGUCAUGUAAAGACACACUCUAUCAACAAACCAUUCCAGUGUGAGGUUUGCGGGAAAGAUUUUCGUCGUCGGGGAGAUUGGGCAGCGCAUAUUCAGAAGAAAACUUGUAAAUAUGUUAAGUCGAUCAUUUACAAAUGUAACGACUGUCAAGCUGUUUUUGCGAAUUUGGAAACGCUAGUGUAUCACAAUGAUAAACAUCACAAGCAAAUUUCGGAUUCGCACAGUGAGUCACCAACAGUAUUAAACACUUCUUCAGAGAUCACAAAAGAAUUAAAAUCAGAAUAUUUGUCGCCAGCACCGAGUGAAGAUUCCUCAACAAUGUUUGAUAACACGACUGUGCCAGAAGAAAGUGAGUCAGUGGAUGAACAAACAUGUAAAGACGAUGUAUUAGCUUCUAAAACGACCGCAAAAAAUGUGAUUAAUCCACACAAUCAGUUCUCGUUGUUGAGUGACACUGAAAAUAAGGAUGAUCCCUGUACAUUGGCGAAGGAAGCCGAAGAUAGAAUAAAAAAGGAUAUUCCAUCUUCGGAAAAAUCAGUCAUCCCCAUCAAGAAAGAAUGUGAAGAUAAUGAUUCAGUGGUUAUCUCAGGCGAUAUGAAUUCUGUUGAUUUAACAUAUGAAAAUUUUCCUGCUCAGCAAAUCGGUAAACAAAAUCAGGACCAUGAUGAUGACGUAGCGUUACGCUCGAACAAAAACGCUUGUAUCAACUGGUCAGGAUCUAAUCUACAAAUAGAACCGUCCUGUUUGAACCAAUCCUCUCCUAUCACCGAUGUUAACGAAGAAAAACUGAAGUGUAAAAUAUGUGGUAGAAGCUUCGUUUCUUCGAUAGGGUUGAAGGUUCACUUUCGGAUUCAUUCAAAAGAUGCUAUGGAUAUAUAUGCACUUCAUUUUCGUCCAGAUGAAAUGAUGACAAAAUCACAAAGGGAAAAGGAAGCAAGAAAUUUGAAAUACAAAUGUAAACUUUGUGAAAAAACGUUUCCAUUUGCCAGUGGGUUGAGGAUUCAUAUGAUGGCACAUUCCGGCAAACUUCCAUACACUUGUAAAAUCUGUGGGAAGCGUUUUCCAUAUUUGGAAUCUGUUAAAUCCCACAUGCGGCUCCAUACAGGUGAGCGACCAUUCACCUGUGAUAUAUGCGGAAAGUCAUUUGCAUAUCGUCACAAUCAUGAUGAUCAUUACAGAACCCAUACUGGUGACAAACCUUACAAAUGUGACCGCUGUGAUUCCGCAUUUACCUGGAAGAGUGCUUUGCAUAGACACCAUAAGACACACAGUCUGGAAACCUUGGAGGUGUGUACCAUAUGUAAAGCCAAAUUCAAAAACGGAGGACAACUUGUGAGACAUAUGAACAGGUUUCAUAGCAGUCUAGUAUGA
Messenger RNA from Ylistrum balloti, 3804 nucleotides. RefSeq names its product zinc finger protein 658B-like. NCBI's taxonomy places the organism in Eukaryota, Metazoa, Mollusca, Bivalvia, Pectinida, Pectinidae. Gene Ontology annotation, molecular function: DNA-binding transcription factor activity; RNA polymerase II cis-regulatory region sequence-specific DNA binding. The coding region runs from base 1 to 3804 and encodes 1267 amino acids. Gene Ontology annotation, biological process: regulation of transcription by RNA polymerase II. The transcript has a single exon. The record is from RefSeq and is a predicted model, not a curated record.